Molecule: messenger RNA, 876 nt
Organism: Prorocentrum cordatum
Lineage: Eukaryota; Dinophyceae; Prorocentrales; Prorocentraceae
Source: the annotation of a GenBank genome assembly
AUGACAGUCCGCAUGAGCGUCAUAAUUUUGGAGGAGCCCCGGGGGCCCUUGCCCUGGUCCUUUGCCACCCGUGCGUUCGCCCAUGUCGUUUCCCAAGGCGACACCCGCCUGAAGAUCCUGGUCAAGGGGUCGGCAAGCAUCAGCAUUGAAGGCGGCCCCAGCGUGGCCAUGCCGCCCUUCUCCUCCAUCGGGGAGACGCUCUUCCUGCGGGGGCGCCGGCUCUGGACCCGGGAGGUCGUCGUGGCGACCGAGCGGGUGCUGUGCGUGUCCUGGGACCCUGACCGGCUCCGCGAGUGGCUGGGCCACAACCGCGAGCUGGACGCGCACGCCAACAACGUGCUGUCCGAGCUGAUGUGCUCAAACCUGAGCGCCGUGUCACAGCUCCGCAGCCGCCUCGAGGUCGAUGGCGGCCACGAGUCCGAGGCCUGCAAUAUCGACACUGCAGGCCCCGACGACCGCGGCGAGUGCGCCCGUCGUGCCCCCGAGCCCAGUCCUGCACAGUCUGCUGGGGCAGCCCGUCAAGUGGGCGGCGCGGAGCUCGGGCUGUGGAUCUCCUACCUGCAGGUGCGCACGAGGCUCGGAGAGGCUGGUAGCGAGGCCAGCGGCCGCGAGAGGGCGUGCCUCCUCGCCUACCUCGGCGUCGUCGGCCUCGACACGAAGCUCGACCGCGGGGACGUGGAGGGGAGGCUCCGCGAGCUGGACGCGAGCCUCACCGCCCUCGAGAGGGCGGGCCUGACGUUGGAGGAGUUCGCCUCCAUCCUGGGCCGCUCCGCCACCACCAUCGACACCAACGGCGAUGGCGUCAUCGGUUCUCUCCAGAGGAGUUGGCUGCAGCGCUUCACCAGGUCUGCCACGACUUCCCGGAGGGCAGCGUGA